CUACCAUCGCCAUACAUAAAAGAAGGGGGCCAAUGCCCAUGCGCGCUCUGCAGAGGACGUCGUUAUCCUCUUAUCCUCGCUCAUAGAAACAUCCCAAAUAUUCAGCGGUGGAUUUAUUCUUCACACAUCGUGCAGGUGAAGAUGUCCUUCUGUGUCCUGCUCACUGCCCUUUUUGCGCUUCCUCUUGCUGUGGGUUGGGUUGUAUUGGGUGAAAGAGAAGAAGCCCAGAUGGUGUGUGCCGGGAGGGAAUUUCGUCUACCGGUGUACUCAACAUCCAGAACAGUGACUUUUACACCAAACCUUGAGGGGCAGAGGCGUGUCCUGCUGGACAAAACCAUUGUAAAGGACCCGCGUUUCGAGUGGACUAGAGAUAAAAUGCUGGUCCUGAAAGAAGUCACUCAUGGUGAUCAGGGACUUUACGCCAUCAAACUGUUCUCUGGAUUCACCUACGAGACUGUUCGUUUGACUGUUUCAGAGUGCAUUAAGUCCCACCACAGAAACUAUGGGGAUAAAUUUGAGCACAUCAUCCCUGAAAAUGGCUCUCUGCUGGAGUUUUCUCCCCGGGGUGCUCCACCUGAGGCAAUGCCAGUUGUGCUGUGGAACCGGACGGACCCUGAGACCAGUGAUGUGGGCCGGGGGCGGCUGCGGGGCGGGAAGGUCUGGGUGGCCGAAAGAGUGACGCAAGCGGACCAAGGCAACUACACUGUGAGAGACGGCAAUGGGAUGGUCCUGUCCCGAAGCACACUCACUGUCCGCGGGCACUCCUUCAAUGUCACCCGCUUCACAAGGGAGUCUCUUAACCUGCCCCUGUUUCUUCCUGUCCCGCAUGCCCACCUCAUUUUUACCCCCACCCGCUACCCUGACAAAUCCCCCCUGGGGCCUUUUGACCCCAAGCCCCCCCGUGGCCCUGUGCAGCUGAUCCGCGAGGGCCAUAUAACGGACUACGACAUGCGCUACAGGGGCCUCAUCUCUCUGGGCAGGAACGGCACCAUCAAUGAGGUCGUGAUAGGGAGGUUGUCCUCAAGGCACGAUGGGAUGUACGAAAUCAGAGAUGGGGAUGGCAACCUGGUAUCCUCCACCUGGUUGCAGGUGAUUGAAAAGGGAGGCAGAUGGCGAGCACUUCUCAAGACCAUUACGGUCCCUUCUGGCAUGUUUGUGUCAUUGGCUGGUUUUAUCCUGUUCAUGAGGCGAUACCCAAACUGCAGCCUGUCACACAUCAUCGCUGGCCUCAGAGCAAACCGCACUCCACCAGCCAACCCUCCGAGGAUCAACAUCCAGGACUACAGCCAGCCCAGCACUCCGCCCUCAGGCUGCUACAGUCACUCUCAGCAGCCUGAAACACCAAGAAAAUUGACCCCUAGAGCCAGUCCUACUCAUACUGGUUACAGUCCCGUUAUAGGUACUCCGAGAGCUGAGAACCAGGAAGCACAUAGAUUGGCAGCUAGGAGCUCCCCUUGUCAUAAUUCAACUACUGAGGGGGACAUAUGUCACAACAAUGGGGAGGAGAGAAGGAUUUCCUUUUCAGUUGCCGGGUCUUCAGACUGCCUCCACUCCUCUGAGGACUGUGUUCAAUUCCAGAUCAAGAAAGAUGAAGAUAAAGAAAGGUGGAGCAAAUCACAAAGAUACUUUUCCACACUGCCGCUAGACACGGACACCUCUGAAUCCUGCAGUGUGUACACUUCGGAGAAAUUGAACUUCUUAUAAAACAGAGAAUUGGAGCUGAAGGAAGAAGAGGAAACGUAAGGCAUGGAGAAACUACAGUAUUGGAUUCUCAAGUGGAGAAAGCUGUUUUGGACAAGAAAGACCUUACCUGUGCCUUUUGCAUCUUAGCCUAGUUUUAAUGGUUUGGUAUCAUGUUGCAUGUCAUUUUUUUCGUGUAAUUUUCUGAAGCAUGAGUUGAGUUUAAGGCAAGGCAAGGAAAGUUUAUUUAUGUAGCACAUUUCCACAACAAGGCAAUCCAAAACGCUUUACAUAAAACAUUAAAAGGACAUUUAAAAAGACAUU
This is a messenger RNA of Sander lucioperca (pikeperch), 2004 nucleotides long. RefSeq lists its product as uncharacterized. The transcript has 11 exons. Lineage: Eukaryota; Metazoa; Chordata; Actinopteri; Perciformes; Percidae. The record is from RefSeq and is a predicted model, not a curated record. Bases 142 to 1704 code for a protein of 520 amino acids.